Echinostoma caproni is the source of this 3972-nucleotide messenger RNA. The record is from the annotation of a GenBank genome assembly. Lineage: Eukaryota; Metazoa; Platyhelminthes; Trematoda; Plagiorchiida; Echinostomatidae.
AUGCAAGUCGUGGGGAAAGUCCAAGGAACUCGUCGCCUUCCGCCUCCUGCGUGGGUACCCAGCAUCAAAGCAGAAACAGGCGGAUUGGAUAGUCGUGUCUCCAUCGUUCCCCCGGGUGGGGGUCCGCAGUCCGAUGCUCCUCAAACGGACAAAGUCAACACACACGGCGCAGUAGCAGCGCUCACUAACGCUACGACUGCAGUCACUACGGAAUCGCUGUCUCAGCCUACUGCCUGGACGUCUCGGGCACCAACAACGGUUGCUAGCGGGGGUUUAGCCGCUAACAAACCUUUCUUUCAACGUCCACCACCAGUUACCAGCUCAACGACCACAUCAACUACCUCUUCCAAACCGGAGGAACGUAAACCCUCAUCAACUCAGGCUGGUGGAGGCGCCAGUGAGAUUGUCGGUGAACCAACGGGUUGGGCUGCGAUAACAGAGGAAGAACCCAAUUUCGAUGAACGCAUUCUUUUUAGCGAUGACGAGGAAAGUCAAGAGGAUUCUAAAAGCACACUGAAAAGCUCGGUUUCUGCACGAAUUGCAACACAAAGUGAUGCCAAUACAACAACCGGUGCUUCAAUUGUUGUUCCACCAUCAAAGCAAAGCGCACCUGUAUUGGGCUCGUUCAAUGAGCCGGAACCUGUGUCUCAUACUGAACCAAGCAGACCUUUUUCGUCUGCUUUUGGCGGUAUGUCUUCAUCUGUUUACGAUGAACCUGCAAGGGAAAAAGUGUCGGAUGCCUGGUCCAAUACGGACUCUUCGUCUACCUUCGCAGCUUACAACGCGCCUCCAGUUUCUCGGCACCCAAACACACUCCCAUUUGCCAAUUCAGCGCUAGGGGCUCAUUGUAGCGUUGGUUCAGAAAGUGACCGCGCGUUGACGAUUGGCCAAUACAUGCAGCACCCGAUUCAAUCACAGGGUGUCAAUCCAUCUUUCCCCGACUCCUACUUCCCAAGUGCUAUCCCACCUAAUCGUAUGGCGAGCUCAGGCGGUCUUCUGGAUUCUAUUCUUCCUCCGACAGAUGCAGACACUGAACUGCAGAACGCCCAGCGCCAGGCGCGCACUCAAGAAUUCAGAUCGGCAGUUGAACGGGCCCGCAUCUCUCGGCAACAAAGAGAAGUUUUUUCCACUGAAGACGAAAAUCUCCUACAAAAGUCAGUUGUGAAUCUCAUUUCCGAAUCAUGUGAUAGUUCCCAUACGCACGCCACACAAGCACCCACUCAGUCAAUGCUACUUUCUCCAGGUCAUCCUGUGGUACCUCCCGUUAUCAGUGGUGUGAUUCCACAACAGCUUUUGCUACCCGGUGCCUAUCCGCAAGGUGCUGGUCAGAAUCGCCCGUCACUGGCAGCCGCCGCUGCGGCGGCUACCGCUGCUGCGAUGGUCUGUGGAGCAGGUGGUGCACCGACCAGACUCGGCACUCCUGGUGCAGCACCUAACUUGGCAAAAAUACCUCAUUCCCAACCGUUACCUGUAUCAUCUCACUCUGCAGUCAACAUGGUUGGGUCGUGGCAAGGACCUGGAACUCUCCCUCCCAAUAUUCCAACAACGGGUUUCACUAACCCGAAGCCACCUACAGUUCCUCAAGUUUUACAGAGUGCUCUGAGCAUGGCUACCAGUGCGGCCCCCGGAGCGCAUCCUAAUGGUGUGUUCCUGAAUCCGGACUUCUUCGUAGAACGCCUUCUAGAAAUUCUCAACCAACAACAAGUGGUCAGACCUCAGUCGACCCCUCAGAGUUCUGCUCCUAGUAGAACCCUUCUUCAACCAACAGAAACCGUAGCUCCAACCUCCACACAUGAGCAAGGACGUUUACUUCAACCUGGCUCAAUGGGAACACCUAGCAAAGGCACAUUUAGCGAAAAUCAAUUUAAUGAUAGCGAUUUGACGGAGCUUUCUCAGCAGAUCGAAUCUACUUUGAAGACAGAAUCACCGACUUCUAUGCAGAAUGUAGCGCCUUCGAUAUCAGAGCAAACUUCUGUGGCGUCGUCCACCGGGAAGCAGCAGACACAACAGCAGCAAGUCAAACGCGUUCCGAUGCUGAUGGACGUCAAAGUUCCUACGUCAACUUCACGAAACUUGGCUCACCUUUGGGAGCAGGACGAUUACCUUAGUGGCCCUAGCGGACGUGGUGGGCGCGGUCGAUCCAAACUGUUCUCUGCAGAAAAAUCGAGAGGUGGUUCCGGAGACCACCGAGGUGCAGUAAACCCAAUUGCGUCUCACGAGGAUUACGAUGGGUCGUCUAAUGUCCGGUCAUGGCAUUCCAAAAACUCGAGGCGUGUUUUUAACGGUCCAAAACCAGAACAAGAAAAUCCGCUCACCAACUCUGAUAUUCAGCUAGAGGUGACCCAUAGUUCUCGGUCAGAUGCGAAACCCUCCUACGGAAGUGAACCAGAGGAAUACACUACUAGGGCCGAAGGAUUCCACGACGAUCCGAGCACUUCAAAUCGCCGAUAUGACCCCUCAUCAGGUUCUUUUGAAGCAGGAAAUACCAACCGCCAAAUUUCCGGGACUUCCAAACAACGAAAUAAACCUGCACACAAUGAUGCACAGGAGGGUGAAUCCAACGGUCAACGCCGGACUGAUUAUUCGAGACAACAUGAUCGUGUCCGUCGUGGUCGUGGUGGUUCUGGUUUCUAUUAUUCCAGCUCCAGUUUGAUGACCGUUGAUCUGAAAUUCUUUUUAGAACGUACAACACUGAGGACGGAUCGGGUAAGUACAGCUAUGCGCCUGAGCAGAAGUCGUAUCCGCGGGUUACUCGUGGUAGUUUCAGCGGCGGAAGCAACACUUUGCCGACCCGGAGUCAUCGAUCUGAAACAAGUGCAACGCAUCUCGAAAGCCCAAGAAAAGCCCGCCUCGUAUGAACUUCCCGUGGAAGAUUACGAUGAAGGUGAUCUACCUACUGUGCGUGUACCACCAAUGGAUACAGCCUUCAAAUCUUCACGCACUCAUUAUACUCGCGGGCAUCGGUCGGCCACAUUCCAACGCGGUGGUCUUCGACGCAUAGCAUCUAGUCGAACCAGCGGCACACAACAACAGCAGACAAAACGUUCAACUGGUUCAAACAUUCAGGGGUCUCGGCGGUAUCGUGAUUCACAGAAUCGAUUCCGCGAUGACAAAGAUGGUGAUGGCGGUGCAGCAGCCGGUGGUGGAAGUGGUACCGGUCGUUCUACGAUGGGCGGAGAUGGGGCGAAUACCUACGGUUCUGGUGGCUCCUCCGGGACUAAUGGCUGCAAUGAAUUGGGCGAUAAUCAAAACGGCGGUGGCUCUCGUAACAAAGGAUCUUCUAACGAUUCCGCACAUGAUGGAAACGACCGACUCCCGAACUCGCAAAUUCGAACAGCUGAAAAGUCAUGUCCAACUGAUGCAGAGAGCAAUGACAACAAUACUGCAUCGAGCAGUGCAGAUGUCUCCAGACCUCAGCGUCAGGUUCCUGCUGCUCGUGGAACUGUAGGUGACGCUUGUGACGCAGAGGAAUGGGAAACAGCAACAGAAGGAUCGAGUGACCCGGAAAGUGCAUCUAGUAAUCCCGGCACGAGAGGUAACCUGACAAUUCGGUUGUCAAAUCACACGGAUGACUCUGUCACCGUAUGCACUGAUUCUAAACCAGUGGUCUCUGAGUCUUGUGCUGUGCAGUCCAUGGCAAGCGGCUCCCUUAGCGUUCACUAUGGUGACACUAAUGUAGCUGAUUGUGCGAGUAGAGCCACAUCGCUAUCAUCGACGAUGGUUAUCAGCAGCGCGCUGAAUUCAGCAAUCGGAUCAGCUGCUCUAGGACAUGAACUGACUCAAGCAAGUGGAUCAGGACGGGCCGGUUGUCAUCUAUAUGAACACGACAAGUACCCUCAUGAUCGUCGCGGUAGUGGAGGUGGUAGUGGAGGGCUGUUCAACUUUGCCCCUUCGGAAUACGUUCUCAAAGCAGAUCCUUCUGACUUGAAAUUUUACAAGACUGACUCGCACUACUCUCUGUUUCGGGUGUAG